Molecule: messenger RNA, 549 nt
Organism: Colletotrichum higginsianum IMI 349063
Lineage: Eukaryota; Fungi; Ascomycota; Sordariomycetes; Glomerellales; Glomerellaceae
Product: helix-loop-helix DNA-binding domain-containing protein
Exons: 3
Coding region: 1-549 (182 amino acids)
Biological process (GO): regulation of transcription by RNA polymerase II
Molecular function (GO): DNA-binding transcription factor activity, RNA polymerase II-specific; protein dimerization activity; RNA polymerase II cis-regulatory region sequence-specific DNA binding
Source: RefSeq, a predicted model, not a curated record
AUGCGGAGGGAGGGACCUGAUCUCAGAGACAUCCCGCCUUGGUGCGAAACAGCAUGUGAUCGUGCAAAACACACACCACAUCUUCCUCUUCCCGACAUUAAGCCAGACCACCACACUACUGCCUAUGAAAUUGACCCUACUGACAGCAAACACACUUGUAUCGGAACAGCAGCCGAUUGCGCCUGCAUCAUGUCUUCCCCAAAUAAGUCAAAUUCCCCGUCAGCUCCGGCAGAUGCCGAGCAGCCAGAAGAGAAGCCGCGCCUCACCGAGGCGGAGAAGAAGCAGAACCACAUUGCGUCUGAACAGAAGCGACGUCAGGCCAUCCGUGAGGGCUUCGAUCGGCUAACGGAGCUGGUGCCAGGUCUGGAGGGCCAGGGCCGCUCCGAGGGUCUCGUGCUGAAGAAGACGGUUGAAUUCAUGAAGGAGCAGCUCAGGCAGCGCCAGGAACUGGUGGACCGCAUCGAGAGCACCGGCGGCGAAGUCGACGAGAAGUAUAAGCGGCCGCUAUUUCAUCAGCAGGCGAACAGCACCUCCAGCAGGACGAGGUGA